Messenger RNA from Penicilliopsis zonata CBS 506.65, 2073 nucleotides. RefSeq lists its product as hypothetical. Bases 474 to 1970 code for a protein of 498 amino acids. The transcript has 5 exons. Gene Ontology annotation, biological process: GABA catabolic process. Gene Ontology annotation, molecular function: succinate-semialdehyde dehydrogenase (NAD+) activity. Lineage: Eukaryota; Fungi; Ascomycota; Eurotiomycetes; Eurotiales; Aspergillaceae. The record is from RefSeq and is a predicted model, not a curated record.
UUUAUACCUCAAGUUGCCCAGGCACAGAACCCCAUUAUAUAUUUACCGACAACGACACAAAUGGUCCGAGUUCCGAACCUGCUGCAGAUGAUGUGGCAUUAUUGCAUUUUUCCCCUUUGCUUUCUCGGUUUCUGCUUCAUGCAGGCCGCGUUAUCUGCAGUAUUCGGAGCAUGCAGCACCCACAGACGGCGCCGAAACUGAGCUGGUCCAGCUCGUUCGGAACCGAGCCGACGGUGGAUUAUGUAGUCGUCUGAAUGGAAUAUUCCAGACCACUCAAGUCGAAGGAAUCCUUCAGAAAUUAGCCUGACUAAGAGACUGAUAGCUUGGAUAGCGAGUGGAGAGCGGGGUGAGGGGAGAGAUGAGGGCGAAAGAGGGGGAGAAAUUGUUCUCCUGGCCGAAGAUAAGACGGGGGGAAGAGCACCAAAUGCCAGAACUUCAGCGUCCACUCCAAACUGCUCAACACACAGCUCACGAUGGCACUCAAGACCUUGUUGAAAGAUCCCUCGCUGGUAGCUGAUCAGAACUAUAUCAACGGUGAAUGGGUACCGUCUGUGUCGGGCAAGCGAUUCGAUGUGUUUGACCCCGCGACUGGCUCUCUCCUGGGAUCCUGCCCUGAGUCUACAGCGGCGGACGCUGAAAAGGCCAUCCAUGCAGCCGAUGCGGCUUUCCCAGCCUGGCGAUCUCGCUCUGGGAGGGAGCGAGGGCGGAUUCUUCGCCGCUGGUAUGAUCUGGUGAUGGAGAACAAGGACGACCUGGCGAAGUUGAUUACAGCAGAGAAUGGCAAGGCUCAGGCGGACGCAGUAGGCGAAGUUAACCUCUCUGCCAAUUUUCUCGAGUGGUUCGCCGAGGAGGCUCCUCGCGUGUACGGAGAUGUGAUCCCGCACAGCUCGUCUGCCUUCCGGGUGUCGGUGUUGAAGGAGCCGGUUGGUGUCUGCGGCUUGAUUACUCCAUGGAACUUCCCUGCCGCUAUGAUCGCACGCAAGCUGGGGCCCGCUCUCGCCGUCGGAUGCACGGUGGUGGUCAAGACGGCCGGGGAGACGCCCUUCUCUGCGAUUGCCCUGGCGAUUCUCGGGGCACGCGCGGGAGUCCCGCCAGGCGUCUUCAACAUCGUGAACGCGCACGAAAACACGCCGGAGAUCGGCCAGGCGCUCUGUUAUUCAGAGCGGGUACGCAAGGUCUCCUUCACAGGCUCGACACGCGUCGGGCGACUGCUCAUGAAGCAGUGCAGCGACUCGAUCAAGAAGGUCAGCCUCGAGCUCGGGGGCAACGCCCCCUUCAUUGUCUUUGACGAAGCCGACCUAGACGUCGCCGUCAGUUGCGCCGUGGUGGCCAAGUUCAAGGUUACCGGGCAGACUUGCGUCUGCGCUAAUCGCAUCUACGUCCAGCGAGGAGUGUACGAUGAGUUCCUCAAGCGACUGGUGGAGGCAGUCCAGGGCUUUCGUGUCGGGUCCGGCCAUGAAGCCACAACCACACACGGACCCUUGAUUGGCGCCAACGCUGUGAACAAGGUAGCCGGCCUGGUGGAUGAUGCUGUCCAGAAGGGUGCCCAGGUGGUUCUGGGAGGCAAGAAACUGCACGCUUUGGGUCCAAACUUCUUUGAACCAACGAUCCUAACCAAUGUCACCGAUGAGAUGCGCAUCGUCAGCGAGGAGAUCUUCGGUCCCGUGGCAGCCAUCCAGCCCUUUGAUUCCGAAGCCGAGGUGAUUGCCGCCGCAAACAGAUGCGAGGUCGGUCUCGCAGCGUAUGUCUUCACGCAGGAAGCAGCUCGCGCGACUCGGGUCUCGGAACUGCUGCAGACGGGCAUGGUGGCAUUGAACACGGGCGUCAUUUCCGAUGUCGCGGCGCCAUUCGGAGGCAUCAAGCAGUCUGGUCUAGGCCGAGAAGGCAGCAAGUACGGCGUGGAUGACUAUCUGCAGCUUAAGACCAUCGUGACGGGGAACAUGAGUGUCGUUCAUCCAGCGCGCAUAUAGUAUAGAGUUGAUUUGUAGGUAGUAACCCCUACCGCUAUCUCCCAUCUCCCAUCUUGUAUGUACUGCACCUAUGGUGGCUUCUAGAACCUUUUUUUUUCUUUUU